Molecule: messenger RNA, 2553 nt
Organism: Penicillium verhagenii
Lineage: Eukaryota; Fungi; Ascomycota; Eurotiomycetes; Eurotiales; Aspergillaceae
Product: F-box and WD domain protein
Exons: 2
Coding region: 1-2553 (850 amino acids)
Biological process (GO): microtubule organizing center organization; vesicle transport along microtubule; nuclear migration
Cellular component (GO): kinetochore; nuclear envelope; microtubule associated complex
Molecular function (GO): dynein complex binding; microtubule plus-end binding
Source: RefSeq, a predicted model, not a curated record
AUGGAGGAAGACUCGGCAACGAUAACUCCUCCCGAUCCGACAAUCUCUUUACAGACCACCAACUUCCCCGAGUCCCCACCACAAUCACUCUCUCCAUCAUUCAAAGUUGAUGAAGGUUAUUCCGACGAAACUCGGAGUCAGCCAGACAAAGAGCCCGUGACGGACAAUGUCAUGAUGCUUCCAGAAUGGGUGCUUGCCCAAAGUGAGUCUGACAGAGCUGAACUUGCAUAUAGCUUGCUUCGCUCGCUCUCCACAUCUAAGCUUGCCAGAGUAGUGGAACGAGUCCACCCACUACUCCACAUGGACCCUGUAGUCAAGCUACCCCCCGAAUUGACGUUCCAAAUAUUUUCCUAUCUCGAGCCCCGAAACCUCUUGAACCUUACGCUUGCAUCCCGCGCAUGGCGAGCUCGCAUUCUCGAUUCUGGUCUAUGGAGAGUUCUUUACAUCAAGGAAGGCUGGCGCGCAAACUCGCGCGCUAUAUACAACUUUGAGCAAGAACACUCGGAGCCUGCUUCUCCGCAGAUCCGCAAGUCACGACCACGACAUUCAGAAUCGGACCUUGGGGAGCCCAAACAGAAGAAGCGCGCACCGCCAUCAUGGUUUAAUUCACGUGUCACUACAGGCCCUGGUGCUGUAGAAACUGACGGUCGUGUGUAUGAUGAAGCAGACAGCGAGGGAGACCACCACAUGGCAGACGCGAACGGCAGCGCACCUUUACCGGCAGAUGAAAUCGACCUCGUACAACCGGCAUCCUUUUCCCAUAUUUCUUCUUUGCUCCAACCGCCACUAAAGUCAUCAAUUCUGAUUCGAAGCCCGAAUGGUACUGCUAAAAUUAACUGGGUACACCUGUACAAGCAGCGCCGGCGCCUGGAAGAAAACUGGCGUGAAGGCCGAUUCACGAAUUUCCAACUACCUCAUCCCUCGUACCCAGACGAGGCUCAUAAAGAAUGUGUUUAUGCCAUUCAGUUUGAGGGGCGAUGGCUGGUCAGUGGAAGCCGGGACAAGCAUAUGCGGGUUUGGGAUCUAGAAACUCAGCGACUGUGGUAUCCUCCCCUAGCUGGACACACAAAGUCAGUGCUAUGUCUCCAAUUCGACCCAAGUCCUGAUGAGGACAUAAUUAUUUCCGGAAGCAGUGAUCGUUCCGUGAUUGUGUGGAAGUUUUCCACGGGACAAAAAGUCCAUCAAAUAAAGAACGCGCAUGCGGAUUCGGUGUUAAACCUAAAAUUCGACCACCGAUUCCUUGUGACCUGCUCCAAGGACCGAACAGUCAAAGUCUGGAAUCGUCGAGAACUAUCUGUGACGGACGAAGACUAUCCUCGCGUUUGCAAAGGUGGCGGUGCCACUUAUCCCGCAUACAUUAUGGAUCUCACUGAGAUGUCACCAAGUCUCUUGGAAGCAAGUUUGGCAAAAGGACAAAUCCAGCCAUUAGCGCCUUUCACGCUUCUCAUGGUCAUCGAAGGGCAUGGCGCAGCGGUCAAUGCUAUGCAACUUCAAGGCGAUGAGAUCAUCACAGCCUCCGGGGAUCGCAUGAUUAAAGUAUGGAACAUACGUAACGGUGCUUGCUUGAAGACUCUCAUGGGGCAUGAGAAAGGAAUUGCUUGCGUUCAAUCUGACGGUCGACGGAUCAUUAGCGGCAGCAAUGAUAACUCGGUACGAAUCUAUGAUCAUAUCUCCGGAGCUCAAGUCGCAGUUCUUAAAGGACAUGACAAUCUCGUCCGUACCGUCCAGGCAGGAUUUGGCGACCCCCCGGGGGCGGAUGAGACUCUGAAACAAGAGGCACAGGAUGUUGAAAAUGCGUUCUGGAAAGCACAACGGGAAGGAACUGCUGUUGGUUUGAGCGCAAGGGACAUGCGACGUGCCGGCCAUACAUCAAAUACUGCAGGAUCUCGAGAUCCCCGUCAUAUUACUGCCAUUGGUGCGAAGAUUCCUCCAAACGGCGGAGGUAGUGCUUGGGGCCGUAUCGUCUCCGGAUCCUACGAUGAGCAUAUUUUCAUCUGGCAUAAAGACCGAGACGGUAGAUGGAUCCGAAAACAUGAGUUGCGUCAAAUUGAUGCAGCGCUCAACGCUGCUCGAGCCACUCUGACACCAGCAGCACGAGCCACUGUCACCGCACAGGCUCGACAACUACAAGCAGCACAGACUUUGAUGGCUUUGCCUAAUGCCCAAAAUCCAGGCCCGGCCCGGGCUCCCGUCACUGAUGCCACACAGAGCACUGCCUCUACUCCGGAUGGGGACCGUCAAGAUGGUGCUCCAGCUGCUACCAACACCGCACAGCAAGGUGCCGCAGUUCCACAACUUCACCUCCCAGCCCAGGUGAAUCCACCAGUUGUUCAACCACAGGCUAUUCAACAGUUGAUGGGUCACCACCAUCAUCACCACCAUCCACACCCGCGGCGAUCACCUUCAACGCCAACAAGCGCAAGGGUAUUCAAAGUCCAGUUUGAUGCCCACAAGAUUAUUUGUGCUAGUGUGGACCCUCGAAUUGUAGGCUGGGACUUUUCCAACAACGACGAAGAGAUCCUCGAGGCACGUCCAUUCUUCGAGAGCCUGUGA